AUGACAGACCAUUCUGCAGCAAUCAAGGUCGUGACAUGCUUCCUCCUCAUCGUCUCCUUCAUCGCUGUCGUAGCCUGUUUGACGACAAACUGGCAGGUUCUGAGGAGGAAGGUGUCUAGUGUGGCGCUCCUUUUGAGCACUUUGAUCGCAUCAAUUGCCUCCGGGGCAGCUGUAUCCGUCGCUGCUACUCAUGGCUUGGGACAAGAUUCCCCUCUCUCAGAUGGCCAGGUGGUCGUCAUGCAGAAGGCCCUCUAUUCCAUGGAGGUGCUGUAUGUUUUGACGCUGGGACUGGGAAAGCUGUCUGUCAUGGUUCUCUUCUACAGUCUGCUCUCGUCGACAGGCCAGUCGAAGUCUGUCCUGGCAGCGACAGGUCUACUUUUGGUAUGGGUUGUGGUGAUGGCCAUCGUGGUAUGCCUACAAUGCCAUCCACCUGAAGUUUGGAAUAUCGUCGGCGGAAAGUGUCUUGACCUGUCCGGGAUUUGGAUAGCAUUCGGAGUCAUGAACGUCUUGGUCGAGAUUAUGAUCAUCGCAGUUCCAUCCUUCAUCAUAUUCCGCCUGCAACUGGGUCUGAAGAGGCGUUUAGUGGUAAUAAGCUGCUUCGGUAUCCGGAUCCUGUAUGUCGCAAUACUUUACCAAGACUUCGACACUUCUGACCUCUCUUCUAGGGAUAUCGCGGGCAGCAUUGUACAGCUAUGCUACGUCCGUAAUUUCAAGCUUCACGCCGACUCUCCUCUACCGACCAAUGUCUGGCAAUGGGCGAUUUGCAGUCAAGUGCUUCAAACAGUGGCUAUCCUAUCUGCCUGUGUGCCAUACCUUCGAGAAUUUCUGGAGUCGUUCCCUAGUGGUAUGUUUAAGCCGACGGAGCUCAAACAUCCUACGGUGCAGUCGGCAUACAAUGCGACCAAGUGUUCGGACAGUGAUAUAGAAUUAAUGAGACCGGAAUCGACAAAAGAUACUUAG
Molecule: messenger RNA, 960 nt
Organism: Aspergillus luchuensis
Lineage: Eukaryota; Fungi; Ascomycota; Eurotiomycetes; Eurotiales; Aspergillaceae
Exons: 3
Coding region: 1-960 (319 amino acids)
Source: RefSeq, a predicted model, not a curated record